UGUGACGCGAUCGAAAGCGAGUUUAUUCGGUAGCGCGCCUCCAUCUAGAGAACAUCAAGGUGGUCGCAAUAACGACAUAAACGCAUUGAUAUAAUUUCAUAUUUGUCUGUUACAAGCGAUAUUUCCGCAGUUUACGUAUUUUUUUACGGCCAACAAGCGAGCGUACAUAAGUGGUAAUAGCGCUCCUUAUCAGUUUGGCGUACAGCGUUUGGAUUAUAAUAGCGAUUUAUAGCAAUGGCAGCAGCAGCAGCGGCUUUAGUACAAGAAUUCCAUAAAUCUUAAAAACAUUUAUGGUGGAUAAUUUAAAAAAAGUUCUUACAACGUUUUAGCCAUAAAAAGUAUUGAAAACAACAGCUUUGAAAUUUUUUGGUGAAAUUCUACAGCGAAAAACAAUUACUACAACAGAGUGGCAACAAUUUUUACGAUAAAAGCACACAUUUUGCAACACUGAAACAGCAUUGAAAGCAAUUGACAGCGUCAAAAGAGCUGACAGCAACAACAACAACAACUAUAUAGAAAGCAGAGAGACAGUGAGCGGAGAAGAGCGUACCAUAUAUAGUUUGACAUUUGUUGAUUCUGACAAGCGUUUAGCAGUGGCCGCAGCUAAAAGGAAUCGAAGAAAAGUAAUCGACCAAUAGUCCGGAGUGCCAAAUUUUCGACGGCGCGUUCCGUUUGGAAACUGUGUUAAUUUAGAUAAAAAUUUGGUUAAAAUUAAAAAUAGGAAUCGCAGCACUGCACGUUACCUGUGUGUGUUCCGUAAUUUCGUGUGUAUAUUCCUGCAACGGUCGUUCAUAUUAGUGUGCAAGCAAUUCGACGAGCCACAUGCGUUAAUUUGACAGUUGCGUGCAGCUGUCUCGUCGUCGCCUUCUUGUUUUUGUGGUGUCCGAUUCGAUGCUGAUACGAUCCGAGAUUCCCUCAAAAAGUGUCAAAAGUGCGUUUUUGUGUUUAUUUUUGGAAUUCAAGUGUUUGCUGUUGUCUUGUACAGGCCACAAAAGGCACCAAUAAGAGCCCCACAUUCACCGUGUUUACGCUGCUUGUACGCGAUUUGUUACAAUUUAGUGUUGAAACGAAUGAGAAAGUGAUAUUAUUGUAGUGUUGAGGUUUGCAGUGACGUGCCGUGUCGUGCCGUUUGAUAUUGUCUAUCAAAGCAAGUGCUCCUGCUAACUGACUGCCGAUUACGGUGUAUUAAAAGCGCCUACGGCAAUAACAACCAACAGUACCAUUGCAACUACAAACAACCGCUAACCAACAGCAGUUGCUAACAAGUGUGUUUGUGUAUUUUAUUUAAUAAAGGUGUAAACAUAAAGUCGUCACGGUGGAGAACUUCUACCUUAGAAUGGAUCCUACGCGAGGUGACUCGCGCUACAACCUCAACUACCCCAUGAGCGGUAUCGGCCUAAGUUUGGCCGAUCAAGCCGACAUAUAUGGUGGUAAUCCAGCGGCUGUCAGUGCGCUGGGCGGUCGUCCACCAUCAGGCGGCCUCAUACAGCCGAUGGGUGUUGGUGCCGGUGGUGGAUUCAGUUCACGUUCGAGCGGUCUCAUGCCCAAUAGCACACAGUGUCAAUCGUUGGUUAGCGGCAGCGGCAACAGUACAGGUGGCCAUACAAGUCAACAACGUGGUAUCAAACGUGCUGGUUCCGAUUGUUAUGAAGAUCAUCAUCGUAGUAGUAGUGCUACGGGCAUGUCAACGCAAUCGUUGCAAGGACUCGAUUGUGUUGGUGGUAGUGCGCAACAAAGUGCACAACAGCAACAGCAGCAGCAGCAACAACAGCAGCAGCAACAGCAACAACAACAGAGUCAAGUGAGCGGCAACGUGCCGGAUGUGGUGGACGACAGUUAUACUGCGUUGCAAAACAAAAAGUCACCUCCUGCCAAUGGCAAGAAGACAAAAGGGCGAGUCAAAAUCAAAAUGGAAUAUAUCGAUAAUAAAUUGCGUAGAUAUACGACAUUUUCCAAACGUAAAACCGGCAUCAUGAAGAAGGCAUACGAAUUGUCCACACUAACCGGCACUCAAGUAAUGCUGCUGGUCGCCUCAGAGACCGGACACGUCUAUACGUUCGCCACCCGCAAAUUACAACCAAUGAUCACAUCCGAGGCUGGUAAACAACUCAUACAAACAUGUCUCAAUUCACCGGAUCCGCCCAGUGUGGGUGGCGGUGAUCAACGCAUGUCAGCGACUGGCUUCGAAGAGACCGAGCUGAGCUAUAACAUAGCGGACGAGGACUCAAAAGUAAGACAAUUAAUUUACGGUCAUCAUGGUCACGCCCAUCUCAGUCAUCCGCAAGCGCCUGCAUCACAUUACGGACUCGAGCAGAGUAUAAUGCAAUCGCCAUAUAGCGGUGGACAGCCAUCGCCACUUUCGCAUGCGCAAGCGUAUGCAACACAUGGUGGACAUGCGCAUCAUACGCACGUGCCACAUGUGCCACAUUCGACACACUCGCAUAUGUCGCAUACGCAUGCGCAGCGAUAGGUGUCUAUGUGUGUGUGUGUGUGUGUGGGUGCCAGGCCUACAAAUGUUGGCCAUGACGAGGCCUACGUUAAGCGUUAGAAUAGCAAAAUGUAAAAGCGAAAGUGUACGGAGCUUUUCGGCGAACUUUCAUGCUUUCGUGUAAGCUUUCACUACAGCUUUCUUGUGUGCGCAAAAGCGUUAGUACUCGCUACUGCAGCUUAACGUUAGUUUAUUCAUAUUUGAGGGAAAUUAAGAAAAAAAAUAUGGUGUCAGCUGUCAACUGUCAGCUGUCAUAUCAUAUGUUUAUUAGUUAACUACUCGACUUUUUCACUUUUUUCAACGCGUGUACUUAAAUAAUUAACUAAUUAGUGCAAAAUACAAACAUUCCAAACUACCGUUAUUGUGGUUUACAAAUAGUAACUCAUACUAUACGUAAGCUUUCUUAACUCCAAUUCUGCUUAGUUGUAUGUAACGAACAUAAACGAAUAUGAUCAAUGAUCUCGCCUUUAAUUAGAACAUAAAUGCUCAGUAAUUUAAUAUGCUAUGAACUAUAAAGCGAUAUAGAAUACAUAUAUUAAAAGAAAAUACAAAAAUACAAAAAAAAAAAACAAAAACAAAUACAAAAAUUAAAUUAAAACGUACGAAAAUACGAAACUAGUCAUUUAUGAUGAGUUGACACGAUUCUAAAAAAGGUAAUAAGACAAAAUCCAACACAGAAACCACAAACAUACAUACAUACGUACAGACCCGAAUAGCGUUAGCUACUCUCUCGUACAUACUACCUACCCACUCGUACAUACAUACCUAUUUACAAUGAUUCUGAUUGUAAUCUCAAGUAAGUUGAACUGUGCCAUAUUUUCGCUUCAAUUUCACGCAAUUGAAAACAAAAACAAAAACAAAUAGAAACUAAAGACAUGUUUUUAGCACGUACUGCAGCAAUGAAGUGUAGCGCGCUUUUAGGCGCACACACCUUGUGUCGUCUCACUUCGGCUACACUUCGUGCAAUGACAACAACGUGCAUUCCAGUGCCAUAAAUUGGAGCUUAUACUGUGUACCCACUCUAGAGCACAAUAGCAUAGCAACAAAUAGUUGUUAUUGUAGUAAAAUGUCAAAAAAAUGAAGGUGAAAAGAGCGCGCAAAGAGAGCAACUAGUGAAUUUUUUUUUUAAUUAUUUAAAAAAAUAAAAUAAAAUCUUAAACUGAAUUCAGUGCCAUUUUUGAACCAACUCGAAGGCUUUACGUUUUCAACGGCUAUUUUGCGGGAAAUAAAAAAUUAAAAAGUAGAAAACAACAAAAGUGAAAAUGAAAAAUAAAAAAUUAUAAAAAAAUAUUUUUUUAAAUAUUUUUUUUUUUGAAAAUAAAAAUAUUUUUUUUUAAAUAAUUUUUUUUUUGCGUCGAAUUUGUGCAAUAAAUGUUUUACAUAUUUAAUUACCAAUUACAUACAUAAAUGAAACGAUAUAGUUAUAUAAACAUACAUACAAACAUAUAUUUAUAUAAUAGAGAACAUAUAAUAAUAAACUGCUGCAGAGUCUAUGUAGUGGUAGCGCAUGGCGGAUAUCUGAGAUUGAGCGUGAUCAGUUGUAUAAUGUGUUUGUUGUUUUCAUAUACAUACAUACAUACAUGUAGUAUAUUAAAUAUGUAAGUAGUAAGUGUUUAGUUGUUGUAAGCAUAUAUACAUAUACAUAUAUACGUAAAAGAAAUUAUUAGACACAGUUGCUUAUUAUUGUUAUUAAUUUAAUGUAGAUUUGCAAAAUCAAAAAGACAAAAAGACAGCAUUUGAAUGCAAUAAAUGCGUGCGUGUAGUGGUUAAAGAGUUUAUGGUGUGGUGAGAAAAAAUUAAAAAAAAAAAAUAAUAAAUAUAAAAAUAUAAUAAAUAUUAAAAAAAAU
Messenger RNA from Zeugodacus cucurbitae (melon fly), 4335 nucleotides. It is a transcript of the gene bs, whose product is annotated as serum response factor homolog. The record is from RefSeq and is a predicted model, not a curated record. Gene Ontology annotation, biological process: positive regulation of transcription by RNA polymerase II. NCBI's taxonomy places the organism in Eukaryota, Metazoa, Arthropoda, Insecta, Diptera, Tephritidae. Bases 1337 to 2470 code for a protein of 377 amino acids. The transcript has 2 exons. Gene Ontology annotation, molecular function: RNA polymerase II cis-regulatory region sequence-specific DNA binding; protein dimerization activity; DNA-binding transcription factor activity, RNA polymerase II-specific.